This is a messenger RNA of Dacryopinax primogenitus, 1482 nucleotides long. Its product is annotated as G-protein alpha subunit. Gene Ontology annotation, cellular component: heterotrimeric G-protein complex. The record is from RefSeq and is a predicted model, not a curated record. Lineage: Eukaryota; Fungi; Basidiomycota; Dacrymycetes; Dacrymycetales; Dacrymycetaceae. The coding region runs from base 1 to 1464 and encodes 487 amino acids. Gene Ontology annotation, biological process: adenylate cyclase-modulating G protein-coupled receptor signaling pathway. Gene Ontology annotation, molecular function: guanyl nucleotide binding; G-protein beta/gamma-subunit complex binding; GTPase activity. The transcript is spliced from 7 exons.
AUGGAUCGAUCCUUGGAGCUCUCUGAGCGGUACUACUCCACGGAUGAUCCCCUCGAUCGUGUAAUGCGGCCUGACCCGCAUGAGACGCCUGAAGAGCGAUCUGCACGGCUCAUGGCCGAGUUUGAAGCCAAGCAGAGGAGCGAUGCCAUCGAUGAGUCGUUGAGGCAGGAAAAACUGGCAGCAAAGAAGAAUAAGGAGGUUAAGAUAUUACUCCUCGGACAGUCAGAAUCCGGCAAAUCCACAACUUUGAAGCAAUUUCAGCUUCUGUGGGAUCCUAACCUCCUCGAUGCUGAACGAUUAUACUGGCGGCCAGUGAUCUUUCUCAAUCUUGUUGUUUCGAUCCGCCGCAUCCUUGAGUGUUUGUCACCAAGACUAGAGUCGGAGGAAGGAAGGGACGGACGACCUGGAACCGGUAAUAGCACCGUUUCCGACGAAGAGACCUAUUCCCGGUAUGCUGAACUUAAGCUCAAAUUGUCGCCUAUGCUGCAGCUUGAGGGCGUCCUUCUGAAUGAGUUGGGAGCUCCCGCCGAGUUCGACACCCUGAACGCAUAUGAUCGUCCUUCAAGCCUUCCUGGUGCAUCCUCUCGUAAACGCGAUAUUCUCGUCCACCUCGAAUGGCAGCAGCGUCUCGCGAAGAGCAAAGCUACCCGUGGAAGCCGAGCGGCAGGCCUAGCUGAUCGCAUGGCGUUCGCUGACCCUGGUGAUGCUGGCACCAUUAUUACCGCGUGUCGGCCAGAGCUGCAGCGAUUAUGGGACGAUCAGUUUGUGCAUGCCGCGAUGGCCCGACGGAAACUGCGACUCGAAGAGAGCUCAGGCUUCUUCGUGAACGAUCUCAAUCGUAUUGCCCGAUACGACUACAUACCGACUGAUGAGGAUAUUCUUCGUGCUCGGGUUCGUACGCUGGGGAUAUCUGAGCAUCGAUUCACACCACCAACCACGGAGCGCGAGGUUACCGAAUGGGUCAUUUAUGAUGUUGGCGGCACGCGAAGCCAGCGACCCAAAUGGGUGUCGUACUUUGAAGAUGCGCAAGCCAUCAUCUUCCUGGCUCCAAUCUCCGCUUUUGAUCAGAAUCUUGCUGAAGACCGCAAAGUGAACCGGCUGGCCGAUUCGCUGCAACUUUUCGAGAGCAUUUGCAAACAGGAACUGCUCAAAAGUGCAAGCAUUAUUCUUUUCCUCAACAAGGCCGACCUCCUCAAAGCGAAGCUGCACGCCGGUGUGAAAUUCAACAAAUGGAUUGAACGGUAUGGAGAUAGGCCUAAUGAGUUUGAGGCGGUGGCAAAUUAUUUGAAAGGAAAAUUUGUCGAGCUUUACAAGUUUCACCGCACUAAGCUUUCCCCAAGGGACUCGCACGAGUUAUACGUUCAUUUAACCUCGGUAACUGAUAUCCGAACAACGCACGCCAUAUUCCGAGAUGUCAAAGACACGAUCGUUCGGGACUACCUUCGCAGCUCUAAAAUGAUUUAAUGAACAACACUUUGUAUG